AUGGAGUCCUCUGCUGUUUUCCGAUCCUUUAACUGUUCUGUAGGCACAGUUUCUCAUGUUCGGCCCUCGCUUGACAAGCCUGGUAUGCUUCCUGCGUAUAAUACCGCAAGGCCUACCGUGAGUAGAUCAUACUUCCAAGGCUUGAUGGUUAGUGAGAAGUUCAUUUAUUCUCCACAGAAGCGGAGGGGAGUGCAAGUAUCAUGUGUGAAGACAUCUGAAGCUGCCAAGAGUGAAAAAUCCAGCGAUAGUAAGCCACAAGUCUCAUCUGAGAGAACUACUCAACCCGCAACUUUUCCUAAUGGAUUUGAGGCACUAAUGCUAGAAGUCUGUGAUGAGACAGAAGUUGCUGAACUGAAACUUAAGGUUGGAGACUUUGAAAUGCAUAUGAAGCGGAAUAUUGGAGCCACCAGUGCUCCUGUGUCUAGCAUCUUGCCAGCAGCAGCACCACCUAUUCCAAGUAAACCCAUGGUUGAAUCAGCUCCUGCUCCCCCUCCAGCACCAGCACCAAAAUCUUCUUCUGAAAAAGCCACUCCAUUUACCAACACUUCUGUAGACAAGUCAUCAAGAUUAGCAGCCUUGGAGGCUUCUGGAGCUAAUGGAUAUGUUCUGGUUUCUUCUCCUACGGUUGGUUCAUUCCGAAGGGGUAGAACAGUGAAAGGAAAGAAGCAACCUCCAAUCUGUAAAGAGGGUGAUCUGAUCAAAGGAGGACAAGUAGUUGGAUAUGUGGAUCAGUUUGGCACUGAACUUCCUGUGAAGUCAGAUGUGGGUGGAGAAGUUUUGAAGCUCCUCUUCAAUGACGGAGAAGCCGUUGGUUAUGGAGACCCACUUAUUGCUGUCUUGCCAUCAUUUCACGGUAUCAAUAUCAAGUGA
This is a messenger RNA of Prunus armeniaca (apricot), 870 nucleotides long. NCBI's taxonomy places the organism in Eukaryota, Viridiplantae, Streptophyta, Magnoliopsida, Rosales, Rosaceae. The record is from the annotation of a GenBank genome assembly.